Liolophura sinensis is the source of this 2402-nucleotide messenger RNA. RefSeq names its product fibrinogen C domain-containing protein 1-like. NCBI's taxonomy places the organism in Eukaryota, Metazoa, Mollusca, Polyplacophora, Chitonida, Chitonidae. Bases 16 to 834 code for a protein of 272 amino acids. The transcript is spliced from 5 exons. The record is from RefSeq and is a predicted model, not a curated record.
UUCUAACAAUCCAACAUGUUGUUCGUUAUGUGUGGACUUCUUUUGUUCAGCGUCGGGUUUGUGGCGUCUUCGUAUAACACAUUUUUGAAGAAGUUUGAUGUUCAACCAUUGGUGGAACAAGCCGAUGAAGACGAUGUUUCCACGUGGACCGAUCACAGCAAUUUUCUCGAAUGCGCAUAUCCUACCGAUUGUACAGUAAUACAGAAAUGCAACCACACAAAGAGCGGCAUUUACCGAGUGUUUCCGUUCGGAGUGGGAAAAGGCUUCCUUGUGUACUGUGACAUGGUGACGCAGGGUGGUGGAUGGCUGGUGUUUCAAAGACGACAAGAUGGCUCUGUUGACUUCUUUCGUAACUGGCAGAAUUACACCGAUGGGUUUGGUAACCUCUACGGCGAGUUCUGGUUGGGCCUGCAAAAGAUUCAUCUCCUGACCUCUCAGGCGCACUUUGAACUCCUCGUGAAUAUGAGAAGCUACACCCUGGGAACGGGUUACGCUUCCUACAGCAGAUUCCGUGUGGCAGACGAGUCUCACAACUUCCGGCUCUUACUGGGCAUAUUUAAGGGGAAUGCUGGUGACUCAAUGGAUCACCAAAAUGGCUUGGAGUUUUCCACAUAUGACCGAGAUAAGGACUACGCCGGUGGGAACUGUGCUGCGACAUAUCAUGGCGCAUGGUGGUACAAUAGUUGCCAUCACAGUAAUCUGAAUGGGCUGUAUGUUCAUGUGAAGGAGAAGUCCACAGUAAAUGCUUCAUUAGUAACGUGGCACCAAUGGUCGUCUAAAUAUCUCCCUCUUCAGUUUAGCGAGAUGAAGAUACGCCCGGUGAAAAUCCACUAAAUAGACGAUACUUGUGAUUGUUUAUAAAUUAUAGGCGAAGACAGAUCAAAAGUUCGUGGUAAUUGUUCCUUUGAACUUUCACUUGAUCUUUCUUUUUUGUUUUUUUUUUCUUUCUGUUUUUAACCCUUCAAAAUAUUUUAAAACUAAAACUGUUUAAUAAAUGAAUUUGAUUCAUGUCAUAUUUUAUCAUUUUAGUGAGAUAAUUAUCGGACUAUAGAAAUAUAACAUGCUGUAAGGCUGAUCGCAUUAUGUCCAAUGACUAGGCAAUCACAUGCCAACUAUUUUAACAUUUAGAGGCGAAAACACAAAAUUAUUAUAACUUUUUAGAAGGAACUAUUUACAAAACAUCAGUCUUUUCUGUAGUGGAGAUAGCACUCGUAAUUGUAGAUUUUUGAAACACACUAAACAGUUACUAGUGUUUUCUCCUACUUACACGACACCAUAGACAGGUGCAAUAAUUUCACAUUAUUUUUUCAAGAAGUGACAGUUUAUGUAUGUGCAUAACAAUACAAACACUUGGAGAAUGCGAUUAGCCAGAUUUCCGUGGAAUAUCUUUAAACGGACACCCUUCGUAUAAAAUAAAUGCAAGACGUUUUCCAUGUAAAGCAGCGUGAUUGUUGUGCCUCCAGCUUGUCAUGUUGGUACACAGUUGAAGUCAACGGUAUAAGGCGGCGUAAAUUUUGUGAGCCAAAGCCUGUUGCUGCGCAAAUCCAGCCACGCAUGAAAGAAUACCAGUUUCCCUCGCCCAGAGAUGAAGUUCUUUCAGAUCUCAAGUGGAAUCGAAUCCGGUUAGACAAAGAAUGGACGUCAUAACAAACGUAUAAAGUCGGCUAAAAGGAGUAGGUUGCAUGGCGAUAGCGGAGAGCUCACUGAGGUAUAGGAAUGAUUUAGAGCCUUGUGUUCGUGGGUUCGAAUUCCGCUCUACCGUACACCGCACGAAGGAGCACUAAGGUGGUGCAAGUUUUCACCACUGAAACUGCUAACACCAAAGUGUGGAUUCUCGAAAAAUAAUAAACUGCUCAGACAAAGCGUGGCGUCACAUGUGUCGUUUAACAAACAGAGGAGUAUAUCCAUAACUUCCCGUCACACCAGUAAAGCACAAUUUUACUUUAUCCCAAAAAGACCACAUUUUCGGACUAUAGAAAUUCACUACUAUUUAACCAUUGGCAUAAACAGAAUUAAAAUUUUUUUAACUGAGGGAAAUUGACCGUGCGUUUUUUUAUCGCCAAUUUGGGAUCAUUUGUUCCUAUCGCACAGUUGUCUUCGCUCUAGUUUUAAUCCCUAUGGUCUAAGUAUUUAAUAAUGUGGCAUAUAGAUCAAGUAGUUUUAAGUAGUUUUGGGGUAUUCUCUCUUAACACAAAAUUGUAUUUCCACUGGCGUUAGUGCUCCUGAACACAGCAGCAAACAUACCCUUGUUAACUGUGUGGACUUUAUUGUCUGGCGAUGCUGUCAUUACUUAACGUGUAUAUAUAUGUCAUAAAAAUAUUAUGAUUUACGGGUUUUAACUAAAUUUUAGUUCUUUUAACUGAUCUUUUAACAUGUCCUUCUGUUUUUAGUUCAUUUUUGAA